Entamoeba invadens IP1 is the source of this 594-nucleotide messenger RNA. RefSeq names its product YEATS domain containing protein, putative. NCBI's taxonomy places the organism in Eukaryota, Evosea, Mastigamoebida, Endamoebidae. Bases 1 to 594 code for a protein of 197 amino acids. Gene Ontology annotation, biological process: regulation of DNA-templated transcription. The record is from RefSeq and is a predicted model, not a curated record. The transcript has a single exon.
AUGUCAGUGAAAAUAACCAAACGGAUCUUAUACGGGAACGAAGCAACACUUUUAAAGAAACAAAUAUUAAACAACACCCACACGUGGACACUAUUUGUUCGAGCUUUUGACGACGAAGACCUUGAACUGUACAACAUGAUCGAAGUAGUCAUAUUUCACUUGCACGAGUCCUUCUCGAGUCCUCAUCGGCGUAAAGAACAGCCACCUUUUGAGAUAACAGAGAAUGGAUGGGGCGAGUUUGAGGCACUGAUAGAAAUAGUCUUUAAACAUAAUAUGGGCUCAAUCACACUUAAACACUUCAUCAUGUUGUUUAACCAAGACAAGACAAAGAAGAACUACGUCUCACACGUCUGCUUCGACCAAGUCGUCUUCAUCAACCCACAAGAAGAGGUCUUUAAACUACUGAAUUCCCCGGCGGUCUACCCUAAUUGGAAGGCCGGAAAUGCUCUUAAAAAUGAUGACCUGUUUUUGGAGGAAAAAGACGCACUCAAAAAAGUCCAAGCUAAAUUGCAAAACGAAUUGCAAACGGUCGAAAGCGAAUAUCAUAAUCUGCUGGGGUUGGUGUGUAAGAAAAAGAAUUUAUUGACUGAGUAA